This is a messenger RNA of Phaeodactylum tricornutum CCAP 1055/1, 1401 nucleotides long. RefSeq names its product TRD4 (gene TRD4). Gene Ontology annotation, cellular component: membrane. Gene Ontology annotation, biological process: transmembrane transport. Gene Ontology annotation, molecular function: transmembrane transporter activity. Lineage: Eukaryota; Bacillariophyta; Bacillariophyceae; Surirellales; Neidiaceae. The transcript has 2 exons. The record is from RefSeq and is a predicted model, not a curated record. The annotation marks the transcript as partial.
CCUGUUGCACAGCAUCAUAAUCGUGACAGAGUAUACUCACUGUAUGCCGUAGCUCUAAUUUUUGCCGUCCCGGCACUGGGCGGUUUUAAUUUUGGUUUUGACAUUGGCGCUACGUCGUACGCCAUCGUCCAAAUGCAGUCUCCUGUCUUGUCUGGAGUGUCAUGGUUUCAUACUGUUUUAUCUUCGCCAAUAUUACGCGGUACUAUUCUGUCAUCGGGAUCGGCAGGUGCUUUGAUUGGUAGUUCACUGGCGUUUGCGAUCGGUGACAAGAUUGGGCGAAGACGGGAAUUGCAGCUGGGAUCUUUACUGUAUCUCCUCGGAGCAUUGCUAGAAGUCUGGACGGCCCAAUCGAGCAGCUGGGGAGCAGUACUUGGUAUUACUGUUUUGAUUUUAGGAAGAGUCGUUUACGGAAUCGGCAUCGGCAUAUCGAUGCAUGCGGCGCCGACAUAUAUUGCCGAAAUGGGUCCUUCCAGUAUUCGAGGUUUGUUGGUAUCGCUCAAGGAAGCAUCGAUUGUUCUAGGUAUUCUCACCGGAUACAUGAUUGGAUACGCGUGCUCGAAACAUACUGGAGGAUGGGCGUGGAUUUAUGCAUCGAGUACUAUGUUUUCGAUGCUUAUGCUGAUAUUGUCAACCAGGAUUCCGAGAAGCUGUCGAUGGCUCAUGCUGAACAAUAUGGAAGACGAAGCGCUCGAAUCACUGCAAUUUGUGUUCACAGAGGAGCAAGCUCAGGUAGAAUUUUCCAACAUGAAACAAUCACACGAGGAAGCGUGUGCGUUGCUAAGCGAUGAAGAGGAAGAAAAGACCGUCUGGCAUCGGUCAUACCGAGCGCCGCUCAUUGCGGGCGUUGGACUUGUCGUACUCCAACAAAUUACCGGACAACCGUCUGUCUUGUCCUACGCCACUCCAAUUUUCCGAGAUGCGGGAUUAUCGGACUCUGCACCCGUACUUCUCGCACUUUUCAAGUUGCUGGCGACUCUGUCGGCAGCUGUCACAGUCGAAAAAUACGGAAGGAAAAUGCUGUUGUAUACAGGCUGUUCCCUAAUGCUCAUUGGGCUAACUAUUCUUUCCUUUUCUCUGGAUGGUGGUACCUAUAUUGCCAAAGUGGCUGUCUUAGUGGCCAUGUUCGUCUAUAUCGGUGGUUAUCAAGUGGGUUUUGGUCCCAUCACGUGGCUCCUUACCAGCGAACUAUAUCCUUUGAGCAUCCGAGGCCAAGCAGUAGCUAUUGCUGUACAAAUGAACUUUUUGCUUAACACUGCAGUCCAGUUUGGAGUUCCGCUGUUGCAAGAAGUCAUUGGAUUGAGCUUCACGUUUGCAUUAUUUGGUAUACUUACAGCGUACAGCAUCUUUUUUGUUGCAACUCGUGUACCAGAAACAAAAGGUUUGUCCUUGGAGGAAAUUGAG